Vitrella brassicaformis is the source of this 4211-nucleotide messenger RNA. The record is from the annotation of a GenBank genome assembly. Lineage: Eukaryota; Vitrellaceae.
CACUGGAGCCAUCCAUUUCAAAAACCCCAAGCCAAGCCAGCAUCCACUCACUCAGUCACUGCACAGACAGACAGCAAAGGAAACCUGGGUGGGCGGCUGGCUGGACAGGUGGCAGGACAGUGAGGUGGGUGUCCUUCGUCGUGCCAGUCAGUCAGUCGUUCCUACCUACCUACCUCAGGACAACCGCAUGAACGCGUAUGUGUGUGUGUCAGUCAGUUCUUGACGGCCGAGUCCUUCUGGGCGGGCAGCCGCUUCUUGUUGUACUCCUAAACACGCAACACGCAUAGGGGCAGAAAGGCAGGCGUGAGGCCUUGUGUGCUGUCGUGUUCGUGCUGGCUGGCUGGCUGGCUGGCUGGCAAGCUUGCCUUGAGUUUCUUGACGAGUCCGUCAGCGUCGAUUUUGCCGGUCUUGACCUCAGUGCCUGUGGGCAUGUGGUUGAGCUUCAUCAACUCGGCCGUCGCCACAGCUAUCGGGUCGCGGUUGCAAGUUGCGACGGCCUCAAUCUGCACACACACACACACACACACAAACAUCCACACCAUAUCUGCCUGUGUGGAUCUGUCUGUGUGUGCAAUGCAUUGAGUGCAUGUGGGUGGCUGGCUUACGUUGUCUCCCUUGAUGUAGUAAGCGACGAACUCUCCCUUGUCGAGGUCGCCCUCCACGUGCAGCUCGUCGAAGCCGCGGCAGUGCCCGGCGUACCUCAGCGACUUGCCGAAGAUCAUCGUCCAGAAGAACGGAAUGUUCGCAAAAGGCACGUGCUGAUGAAUCACGAACAUGUCACAAGGAACGAACCGAUCACUCUGUGUCUGUCUGUGUGUGUGCGUGUGUGUGUGUGUGUGGGCGAUUGCGUCCGUCCGUACCUUGCCACACAUGUUCUGUGCCGCGACACGUCCCUGCUGGUAUGCGACGUCCCAGUGCUCAAUGCGGGUGUCGUGGCCGCUCUUGUACCUGAACAGAGAGAGAGAGGUCCCCGGCCGGCCAUUUGCUGGAUCUAGUCUGUGUGGUCUCGCGUGCCCCCCCGCCAGGCGACCAACGUACCAUGGGAACGUGACACAGUCACCAGCAGCCCAGAAGUUGUCGGGGCCGUCACGAGCCCUGACGCAAGAGGGGUAUCGGUGAGAGGGGGCGUGCUGGUCUGUUUGGUUGUUUGUUUGUUUGGUUGUGUGUUUGGUGAUUUCUCACUCACUUCAUGAAAGGGUCGCAGAUGAUGGAUCCGUCUCUGCUGUGGACCUGCACACCCUCGACAAACUUGUGGCACGUCGGCGCAACACCUGCAGGCAGGCAGACAGACAGAUGCAAGCCAUACCAGAUAGGUAGGUGUGUAGGUGGUGGGCGUGUGACUGACCGGCUCCGAGAACAACGGCAUCGCACUCGAUGUACCCCUUGCCGUCCUUCAGCUCAACACCCUUCACCAUGCCAUUCUCAUCCAAACUGAUAAUAGCGACACACACAGGGGACAACGGACGGACGAGUGUCUCGGUGCGUGUGUGUGUAUGUGUGUGGUGCUUUCUGUCUGUCUGUGUGUCUGUGUGUGUCCCCACUCGUAUUUGUUGACGAUGGCCGGUCCGUAGAAGUCGAGUUUGUUCUUGUCGAGGACGUUCUUGAAGACCUGACCCACCUGCUUGCCCAACACACGCUCAAACGGCACGUACUCCUGGUGAGGUGAAGGAUGGAUGACAGUGAGGGGCAGAACAGACAAAGAAACAAACGGAGUGAGUGAGCUGACAGCUGUCAUGUCAUGGACGCCAUAUAUCUUGGUUCUCUCUGGCUGGCUGACCAUUCCGACAAGGGCGACCUUGGCCCCCUUCUUGGCGAGGGUGCACGCCACCUCCAUCCCGAUAAACGAUGUGCCAACCACACACUGCACACAACCAGUGGUCACCAGACACACAGACACACAGAAGCGACGCGUGGACGAACGGAUCAUCUCAGCUGUGUUGUGUUGUGUGUCAGCCAGGUCGUGUCGUGUCGUCAGUGUACUAUACUGACCACUUUCUUUCCGGGCAUGGCGUACUCCUGGAUGCCGGUGGCAUGGUCGGGUCGUCUGAGGAUGAAGAUGUUCUUGGCCUCGUGACCUGGAACCGGGAUGCGACGGGGCUCAGCGCCCGCACAGCACAACAUCUGCACACAGACAGACACCAGGGAUUGGACUGGAUGAGCAGGUAGUCUACGUCAGUCAACCAUAGCUAUCAUAUGGGUGUGGUGUGUGUCCGUGUGUAGGUCUGUCUGCGGAUCCGUGUGUGUGGGCUGGUUGGGUAGCCUUGCCUUAUCGUAUUUCAUGGUAGAUCCGUCGUCGAAGUGGAGUGUGCUGUUCUUGGCGUCCAGCUUGGUCACCGUCGUCUUGAACUUGCUCUCGAUCUCCAACUUAUCUACACACACAAAGGCAGGCACCAGAAGGAAGGUUGCAAACAACGCAUCGCAGCGGCCACAUAACUAACGUAACGUGUGUGUCAUUGUGUGUGUCAUUGGGUGUGUGAUUGUGUGUGCGUAUCUAUCUAUACCGACCCAUGAAGUCGGCCUUUCUGAGUUGGAUGUGGUCGAUGUCGGCGUAGAGGUUCUUGGACAGCACAGGGCGGUCAUAUGGCGGGAACUCCUCCUUGGUGAUGAACACGAUGCGGCCCUUUCAUUCAUAUCACAUCGAUCACACAUACGUACACAAGACAAGACAAGACAACACGACACAAGACAACACACGGACGUGCAGUGCAGCCCUCGUGCUCCAUUGCGUGUGGCUGUGGGUGUCAUCCUCUCUCACCGUGAAUCCCUCCUGCCUGAGUGUCUCCAUGGCGGCCAUGGAUGCCGGGCCGCCGCCAAUCACCGCAUACACGGCCUUGUUGUUGGGGUCACGCUUCGCUACCGGCGGCUCAACCGUCUCCUGCACAACACACACACACGAAUAUGGUCAUGUCUGUCGUGCGUCGCGUCAAAGGCGAGUUUGUCGUGUGUCUGCCCUGCACUGCACGUCUUUCGCACCCACCUUCAUGUCCUUGGGGAGCGUGGCGACAACGCGGCCGUUCUUGACCUCGACGGGGUAUGUGGGGAUGGCCGUGAGCGAGGGGCCGUUGACACAUGCGCCCGUCUUGAGGUCAAACUCGGCAUCGUGCCAUGGGCAUGACACGUGGUAGCUCGGACCACUGCCGUAGUGGUCGGGGGCCAACACACCUAUACACACACACACACACACACACCAGCACAUCACAGCACAGCACAGCACAGCCAUCAACGGAUGACGAGCGGUCGGUCGGUCGGUCGUGUGUGGGAGCGAUUCAUGCAAGUGAUGUGCCCGUGAGUGCGUGUGUAGGUACUGUACCCUUGACAAGGGGGGCGGAGUAGUGUGUGCAGGAUGCCCCGGUGCAGUAGAACUGACCGCCCGCCUUGGUCACCAACACACUGCUCUUGCCUGCGCCGCACCAGACAGACAGACAAUGAAUCGAUCGGCCCACAGAUAGAAACACAGCCAGGCCACCCGAACGUCACGUCCCUCUCUGCAAGUAGGUGUUGGUUGCGGUGUGGUCGUUGUGCGUGCGUACCUCCGAACACCUUGACAUCAUAGAGUUCGGCCUCGUCGAACUCGGCUUCGCUGCCCAGGUCGACCCGCUCUACGGGGCCGGUGCCCAGAGCGAUGGCCGUGAUCUCCUUCGACUUGUCCGUCUCGCACACUGCCACCUGAGCCAAUAUUGAGUGGAGUGGAUGAGCACCCACCCAGGUGGACUCAUAUGUUCGUUCCGUCUGUGUGUGUGUGUGCGAUGCCCUUCAUUACCUUCUUCCCGUUGGCGUAGUAGUAGUAGCCGAGUCCGGCAGCCGUGAAGGCAGCAGCCACACCACCCGCAGAGCCCUGCACACACAACACGACAGACAGCACAGGCACACCACACGUCCCUCGAGAGAGAGACCCCAUCGUGUGUUGGCUUGCACCCACCCCCUGUUAGUUACCCAGAGUCGGUAUCUCUUGUCGUUGUCCUCUGCGAAGGCCUGUGAUGAGGUCGCCACGCACCGCGCUGCCGGGAGUCGUGAGGCGGCGACAGUGCGAAUGAGAGCCAGGGAGCGGCCCGUCUGCAUAGCAGGCUGACGCAUCAUCGUUGAGAAUGACUAAAAUCGCCCUCCUUGACAGUGACUGAGGCUGGGUCCCUCAGCAACCAACCAGCUAGAAGACAGAGCAGCUCAAUUAAAUAACUUCUGUUGCGAUGCUUCGACGGAGGUCUAGGGUUUAG